CCCACCCCUUCUCUACUUCCUCCAUCACUUGUAAAGUCUCCUCUGGAGCGUUCAAACGGUUCGUUCUCCGUUGACGAAGUCUUCAACAGUUCUCUGUCGACCUAAAUCCGGAGAAGUUCACCCGAUUAGCAGGUCACAAUGGCCAGGCAGGUUGUCAGGGCCAGUAAGUUCCGUCAUGUCUUUGGCCAAGCUGUAAAAGCUGACCAGUGCUACGAUGACAUCAGGAUCUCUCAGAUGACCUGGGACAGUAACUUCUGCUCUGUCAACCCCAAGUUUGUGGCCAUGAUCGUGGAUGCCAGUGGUGGAGGUGCUUUCAUGGUCCUCCCUUUGAACAAGACGGGGCGUAUCGACAUGUCCUACCCCACUGUCUGUGGACACACUGGCCCGGUGCUGGAUAUUGAGUGGUGUCCCCACAAUGACAACAUCAUCGCCAGUGGUUCAGAGGACUGCAGUGUUAUGAUUUGGGAAAUUCCGGAUGGAGGCCUAAUAAAACCCCUGACCGAGCCAGUGGUCAUGCUAGAGGGACAUUCCAAAAGAGUUGGCAUCAUCAGCUGGCACCCCACAGCCCAUAAUGUGCUCCUGAGUGCAGCCUGUGACAAUGUGGUGAUCCUGUGGAAUGUGGAAUGUGGGGAAGCAGUGGUGCGGAUUGAGUCCCUACACUCCGACCUCAUCUACAGUGCCUGCUGGAACCAGGAUGGCUCCCAGAUUCUCACCUCCUGCAAAGACAAGAUGCUCCGCGUCUUGGACCCUCGCAAGGGCACUGUCAUUGCUGAGAAGGAAAAGCCCCAUGAAGGCUCUCGACCAGUCCGGGCAGUGUUUGUUUCUGAUGGAAAGAUCUUGACCACAGGCUUCAGCCGUAUGAGUGAGAGGCAGGUGGCACUUUGGGACCCGAAGAACUUUGGUGAGCCCCUGACCCUGCAGGAAUUGGACACAAGCAGUGGAGUGAUCUUACCCUUCUUUGACCCUGACACAAGCAUUGUGUACCUCUGUGGCAAGGGUGACAGCAGUAUCCGGUAUUUUGAGGUGACCGAUGAGGCGCCCUAUGUUCACUACCUCUCCAUGUACAGCAGCAAAGAGAGCCAGAAGGGCAUGGGCUACAUGCCCAAGAGGGGCCUGGAGGUCAACAAGUGUGAAAUUGCCAGGUUCUACAAGCUUCACGAGAGGAAGUGUGAGCCCAUUGUAAUGACUGUUCCCCGCAAGUCUGAUCUCUUUCAAGAGGAUCUGUAUCCUGACACAAUAGGUCCAGAGCCUUCAGUGGAGGCCUCUGAUUGGUUUUCAGGUAAAGAAGGCAAGCCAAUUCUAAUCUCUCUGAAAGAUGGAUUUGUGGCAACCAAAACAAAAGAGUUCAAAGUUCACAAGAGCGUGAUGAGUACCACCACUGCUGCCUUGGUGCAUCGACAAGGUGACAGCACGGGAGUGAAUUCUCUGCAGCAGGAGUUGAGGAAGCUAAAGGUUGCAGUGGAACAGUUGACUAAAAGAGUGGAAUCACUGGAGGCAAAAAACUGAUGAAUAAUGAAUGGAAUGGGAGGGGGGCAGCGAAGAGGGGCUUGUGAGCAGAGAGUGAGUGAGAAGGGCAGGGAAUGAUGUGUAAAUGAACAUUUGUUGCAAUUAAGAAACAGGUAAGGAAGGACUGCUUUUGCCCUAUUUUGGAAGAAAACUUCCAAUAAUAUUUUUAUAUGGAAAAAAUAUUCUGAGAGCUUGAAUUGAGGGGUUAUAAAAAGCAUCCUGUGAAAUUAAAUCAUUAAAUUUUCAAUAUGUGUUUCUUGGUUUAUGAAAUGAUCGAAUAAAAUGCGCAUUUCAAACAUC
Molecule: messenger RNA, 1806 nt
Organism: Anguilla anguilla (European eel)
Lineage: Eukaryota; Metazoa; Chordata; Actinopteri; Anguilliformes; Anguillidae
Product: coronin-1A-like
Exons: 11
Coding region: 139-1506 (455 amino acids)
Biological process (GO): actin filament organization; cell migration
Molecular function (GO): actin filament binding
Source: RefSeq, a predicted model, not a curated record